Dendronephthya gigantea is the source of this 2938-nucleotide messenger RNA. RefSeq lists its product as uncharacterized. The record is from RefSeq and is a predicted model, not a curated record. The coding region runs from base 47 to 2533 and encodes 828 amino acids. The transcript is spliced from 3 exons. Lineage: Eukaryota; Metazoa; Cnidaria; Anthozoa; Malacalcyonacea; Nephtheidae.
CAGUUUUCCAACCGAUCUGGAGUGGGAUGAUUUUGAUGUAGACGUGAUGUCAUAUACGUCUUAUCUUCCUGAUCAGGUUCACAGAGAAGCACUAGACUUCCAACGAGUUGCGAAACGCUUAUCAGCACGAGGCAGAAAAUACUUGAGCAUUGCAGCAAAUAUUGCUGCCAUGAAAUACAAACAAAUAAACCUUGAAAUGCAAAGAGACCUCGCCAAACGACAAAGUGAUCGUCUGAGAACCCUCAAAACAACAGUGAUACAGAAGGAUAUCACAGACAAUGCAGCAAAUACGACAGACCUCUUUGAAAUUGGAACUAUCAUUAAAAUGAGAGAGAACCAGGUUCGAACACAUCUCGUUCAAUCGUUUGGCUUCAUGGACGCUGCCUUACAAUACUACUACUUCCAGAAACCAACCGUGAUCAAACGCUACGAUACCUUGUCUAUCCAAAGAGCCGCUGCGAAACAAGUCCAAUCAAGUAUUACGAUUUUGGAAAGGUUUCCUUCCGCACCCGAAAAUGUUAAACGACCUAUCGAGUACAAUAUCCCUGGGGUUCGCGUACAAGAACUCUUAUCCCCUGAUGGCUGCGAGAAAGAAAUUAAAUUGAGUUCUGUGGAGUUUCAGAAUUAUAUUCGUGUGCGAAUUCUGAGAGUUGAAGUGCGCGCUGACAACAUCGCGAAUGUGUCAAACGACGAAGCCUACAUAGAAGCCACAGCUUCUGGUGAGUCCUUCCAAGACAGAGACUUAAAACGUAAUCCUAUAUCAUUUUCUACCGCACCGAAAAGUUACCGUUUUACCUACAAUAUAGUUACUAAAGAGGCAAUUGUCACUUCGCAACCAUCAUCUGAUUUCGAUUCAAAAUUCAUUAAAAUGACACCAUUUGACAAGUGGGUCUUUCGGCUUCCAAACGUCACUACAAAUAAAGAUCUUCGCUUCUCGUCUGAACUCACAACGUUAAGAAUUAAGUUUUACGUCAACGCAAUCUUUGACCCUCCUCGAUUAUCCAGUCGACGAAGAAGAAUCCGUAGAAGUGAUGUUUCUGGUAGUAAGCACGAUCUUCUCCAAAGAAUUAAUGGUCGCUCAUUAGUUCGAAAUUGGGAUGCAAUAAUGGCAGUUAGCGCCGAACGCGUGAACCAAAUUUGGAAACAACAAUAUGACAAUCAAACUAAAGCUGGAUUUGUGAAGAGCAUAGCAACAGAGAGGACAGUGGAUUCCGAUUAUGGUUUUAUGAUAACGUAUGCAAGAUGCUUUCUUGAGGUUGGCCCGCCAAAAAUUCAAUUUAUCGAACAUAAUCAUAACGAAGUUGCGCUGACGUUCGAGAUAAAGAGUGGGAAAGUUGAAUUCACUUUAUUCAAAAGAAUAAAGGGACGAAUUCCGGAAAAUGCCUUUAAUGUCUUAAAUCACACGAUAAAUAGAAAUGCUGCAGUAACUGCUAUUGUUAGGCUAACUCAAAUAAAAGGAAGAUUAACUAAUGAGUCAUUAGUGGUCCUAGAUUUGUCCACCGCCAUUGUUAUCGUUCCUCACUUAUUUAAUGGUGAUUCCACUGAAUUCAACCUGGCUACUCAAAUUAGAACCUUCUUCGCCAAACGUUUGAGUUCCAGAGACUUCGAAGUUGCUCGAAUCACGUACGAAGACGCUCUAACGCCUCGUUCCCUUGUACCUGAUCGUUUCUACCUGGCUACAGGCGGCUUUAAACCAGACGGUUCAGGUACCGGGAGCCUCUAUAUUUUCUUCCGCACACAUUUUACCAGCUCCUCGGCGACAGUUAACACACCGAGAGAUUUCAACGAUCCCAUCACGAUCGACCGACAGGUCAUUCCGAAUGGUUACGAAGUAGUUUUAUUUAUAAACAACAGAAUCAUCUUCGGUGACAUCAUGGUGAAAGACAUAAAGAAAAAAUUAUCAUUUAGUGUGCAGACGAAAGAUUUCCCAGGUAUGACCGAGAGUCAGCAAUCCAAGUAUGUCGUCGGAGUUCACGACGCGAAGUACCAUUUUAGCUUACGGGCACAAGCAGGAAAAGUUGACGUGUCGAUUAGUGCAAGAAAAUUCAAAGUUAGAUCAAGUAAUAGAGGAAAGAAGAUUAAAGUGACUUGGGAAGUAGAAAACCAGCCAAUAAGGAUACCAUAUUAUGUAGAAAAAUGCGCCGGACGUGUUAUGUAUAAAUGCUGGAACGAACGAAGAACAAAAACGAAAAACUUUGAUGUGAACUUCGUCAAGUACUACAAACCAAAUAUCGAUCAGGCCCAGACCAUUACGUAUACAGGCGAGUCAGCGACGGUGAAUGUUGAUUCGGAUUCCGUGUCGGGAUGGGAUAUAUUUUGGAACAGUGGUACCUCAUUACGACGUGCCAAAAGAAAAAUCGAGUCAAAACUUCGAAAUUAUCUCGAAAAAUUAGAUUUCAAUUUCAGAGAUAUUUCAACAUUCGCUAUUACGCAGGUUCUUUUUCCGAACCAGGAUGUUUUUCAACUGGAAGAGGUGUACAUUCCUGGUGAUAUGGUGAUCUUCGGACGUGUCAAGACGAAGAAGACAAAGUAAUCGAAACGUAAACAUAUUGCAAAAGAUAAGAAGAAGUUUAAUUUUUCUCUGAGCUAUCAGGGGUUUAGAUAAGUUUUAUUUUAGGGAUUUAGUUUUAUAGGUUGAUUACCUUAACAAUCAAUGUGUUCAUCACCUUAACAAUUCAAGUAGAAGUCAAGUCUGUAUGUAAACAAACGGUUUGUUUAAAUUUUGAACUUUUAUACUUUUUGAAAUACGUUGUGUUGUCUGAAUAUCUAACAAUAUUUACGUUCACAACGCUUUAAAUCAGUAUAGCUACUAACUUUUUUUGUUAUGAGAAGAAAUGUUUAGAAAUUUUGAAAUUCACAAUCGUCAUUGUAUCGUAUUGAACCGAUGUAUGUUAUCAGCUUAUAUAUGCUCAUGUGAAAGCCUGCACUUUUUUAAUAA